Messenger RNA from Drosophila biarmipes, 7607 nucleotides. RefSeq lists its product as uncharacterized. The transcript is spliced from 7 exons. The record is from RefSeq and is a predicted model, not a curated record. Lineage: Eukaryota; Metazoa; Arthropoda; Insecta; Diptera; Drosophilidae. Gene Ontology annotation, biological process: regulation of transcription by RNA polymerase II. Gene Ontology annotation, molecular function: transcription coregulator activity. Gene Ontology annotation, cellular component: SAGA complex. The coding region runs from base 617 to 6316 and encodes 1899 amino acids.
UUGGCAUUCGCACGGCACGAAUCGUACAGUACAUUUACAUUGCAAAAAAGCAUAAAACAAAGUUUUAAAACAAUUAAAAGCGAGCAAUCCUCGGCGUAUUAUUAAAGAAGCAGCCCACUGUUGGCCCCAUAACCGCGGCAGAGCGCGCGACCUUGCGAUUUCGCGGAGCAGCAGCGCCAGAAAGAGUGCUCUCAGGCAGAGGGGCGCAGAGAGAAAAUGUCAGGCAAAGCAGCAGCAGCAGCAGCAGUGGAAGUGGAAAAAGAGUGAAGAAACCACAAAUCGCCGUCGGGAUCCGAUCUCCGAGCUCGAGGAGCAGCCACCGCCGGGGCCCCGGGACACCUGCCCAAUUCCCCCGCUCCCCAUGCGGCACAGCCGUGGCCAGAAUCGCGCAGCCCACGGUUAACAGCCAGCGAAAGUAGGAGACAACAACGACGGAGCCCUGCGUCUGCGGUCCUCGACUGUUCAAUUCUCACAGGCAGAACCUGGACACCUGCGAGCGCAAUGCGAAUGCCGCCCAUUCUGGCCGGGAUUGCUCAUAGACUGGUGCUUGGAUGUCGUCGGUAAUUGGGUGCGCCAUCCUCCGUUGGGAAUCCCCUAGCAAUCCGCUGCUGGCACCAUGCAAAGCCUGGACUCCUCAUGCCAAGAAGCCGACUUUAUUAUAAAUGACACGCUCAAAAAGUUAAAGGGCUCCAGCAACGCGGAUCAUGUCCAGGGACUAACGGUCCACGCCCACGGCUCGGGCGUCCACCAGACGCAGUUCGUCCAGUACCAGGCCGGAUCCUCGCCGCAGCUGCAGCCCCAGCAGUCGUACCACCAGCUGCAUCCUACGCUCCAGCAGCAACAGCAGUUUGCCCCGUCGAGCAGCAAGUCCUACCUGGAGACGAGCCUGCUGCAGGCCAUACCACAGAUUCCUGCUCAGCCGCCCAUUUGCAUCUUCGAUGACGACGAGUCCCCCACCGAGGGCACUGGCGGCUCGCUGGGCGGCCUGCUCACCGAGCCCACGUCGGCCACGCCCAGCGGGUUGCCCACUGCAAUCGCCCCGUCGCCCUCUUCGUGCUCAUCCUCCACGACAACGCUGUCGAACUUCAACUCCAUCACGUCGCCCUCGCCAGUGGUGCCCGAUCUGCUGCUGUCCACGCCGCCGGGCGUCAACUCCAGCCUGAGCAACAGCUCAACGGGAGCGGCCAGUGUGUCCAGCAAGAAGUCCGAGAAGCGGCCUCCAUCCGCCAAUUCAACAGCCAGUGGCGGCGGCGGCGGCGGCCAUCACCUGCACCAUCAUCACCUCCACCAGACGCACAAUCACCAUGUCCUGGCCUCGCCCACGUCGUCGCCCAACAAGCGCCAAAAGUCCAACAGCAGUAGUAGCAAGGAGUACAGCUCCUCUAGUCGCAGCUCAUCAGCUUUACCCGCCGCCUCAGUCUCCACGGCUACCUCGUCGUCGCAAUCAGCGCGCGCUGGCGCCGGCGCUGCCUCCUCCAACAGCAACAACAACAAGCCACCUUCCUCCGCCUGCCAGUCUAGCAGCAGCAGCAGCAAGUUCUUCAAUCUGCACGAGAAAAUAAAGGAUUUGUAUCUGCAACUGCUGAGCAACGACCUGAACUACUUUGCCGAGACAGGGCUGAAGCAACGCACUCGUUCCUUCACACUGGAGCGGCUGGUGGAGCGAGAGAAGCUCAACACGAUUGUGGUCAACCUGUAUCCCGGCAACAAGGGAUACUCGCUGGCCCUACACUACGACGAGCACAUGCUGCUGAACCCGCAGACAAACGAAUGGUCCAUCACCGCGGACAAGGACGAAACGGCGAGUGAGACCGCGGGCAUGGGGUCUACUGCUGGAGCGGGUAGCCAUCGAAGUCGCCCAAAGCCGGCGGCCCUGGACGAGAGUCACGGCAAGGCGGAGGCGGGUCAGGCCAAGCACGACUUUGGGCUGGUGGAGGUUCUGCGAUGGCCCUAUGAGAACGACCUUCUGCUGCAGUGCAUCGAUCGUGAGAUGCUGCCGGAGUUUCUAAUGGAUCUACUCGGCGCCGAGACGGUCAGUUUGUCGGACGGCGAGGGGACCCGGGUUUACGCAAAGCCGAGCGUCUUCUAUGCCGGCUGCGUUAUUGCCCAGAUCCGCGACUUUCGCCAGACAUUUGCCACCUCAACGAAUAUCUGUGAUAUGAAGCACAUCCUGCUCAGGCCGACGAACGCCACCCUCUUCGCGGAAGUGCAGCAAAUGGGCAGCCAGUGGCCGGCGGAAGAUAAGCUAGCGCUGGAGAGCCAGCUGGUGUUGGCCACUGCGGAGCCGCUGUGCCUGGAACCGGAUCCGAGCAUAGGGCGGCAGGCCAUCAACGCCCAGCAUCAGCGUCAGUUGUUCAACUCCCAUGAGCUGCGGCGCCAGAUGAAGAAGUUCACCCAGACGGCCAUCAAUCGGAAGCGCAAGCUGGACCAGUUCACCCACCAUCACGGCCUGGAAUUGUGCGAUUACCUGGCUCGUCUGCGUCAACGGCCGCGGACGGGGAGCAGCAGUGGCGGCGGCAAUGCCACACCGGCCACGGCACCCACCAACAACCCGCUGGUGGGGGCCAUGCUCUCGUCGUUCACCUCGAAGGUUCCCCGGCGACCGCACGAGGUCAUCCGGCCCAUUCGUCCGCCCACACUGGAGUAUCCCGCCAAUCUGAAGGUGCCCGAACACGUGAUCAGCGUGGAAAAGUAUGCCAAGGCCUUCGAGCCCCUGAACGAAUUCAGCGAGGCCUGCAAGGACGGCUGCCAGCCGAAUUGCCGGCACAACUUCCAGCCGCAACUCAUCGAGGAGUACGUCCUCGAGACGGAGCGUGAGGCCAGCGAAGGUCGGCGGGCGUUGUACCACAUCAAGCUGUCCAUCUUCCAGCGGCCCUCCGAUGCCGAGUAUCUCGGCGAACUGUAUGUGGACCGAGACUACCGGGAGGGCGAGCGCAACGGCGAGUCGUGCCGCUUUGCGCUGGGCACUCGGGUGCAUGCCAAUCGAUACAUUCAGCAGUUCCGAGAGAUCUUCACCGAGGAGGGACGCAAGGCGGUCAAAAUCACGCAUUUGAUACCCGGGCAUGUGCCGAUUGUGACUCACACGGGCUUGACGAACGAGCAGCGGAUCCUCUUGCAGCAGCAGCAGCAACAACAACAGCAGCAGCAGCGACAGGCUCAAUUGCAGCAGCAGCAACAACAGCAGCAGCAACAGCAGCAAGUUGUUGUCGUCAGUAAUCCCCAGCAACAACAACCGCAGCAGCCACAGCAACCCCAGCAAGCGCAACAGCAGCUAUCCGCUACAGUGCAUCAUGUGGCACUGCCGCGACAACAACUAACCCAAAAGACUCUGAAUUUGGCCGGAAGUAAUAUGAUCAAUGUGCAGCAAAACUUUCGGCAGCAGCCGGCGCAGCAGCAGCAACAGCAAACAUACACAAUUGAGGCACCGCAGCAACAGGCCGCAACACAGAUUGUCCCGCAGCAACAACAACAACAGCAGCAGCCGCAGCAACAACACAUUCACCUUCAGCAGUUGGCCACCGGCAGCAGCAACUCCGCCACAACAACACACCAAGUUAGCCUGAGCAAUGGCUCCCUGGUCCUUGUGCAGCAGCAGCAACCCCAGCAGCAGUCGCAACAGCUGGCCCAGGCCCUGCAACACUCGGGCAUAACCAUCCAGCCCGCCACAAUACAGCAGCAGCAGCAGGUGAAGGGCGCCACGGUGGUGGGGGCCAAUUCCGCAUUGCGUGCCCAGCUCAACUCAAAUGUGCCAAUUCUGCAAACGCAGCUGAAAGUUCAGCAGCAACAGAUUCUGCAGAAGCAACAUCAACAGCAACAACAACAACAGACAACUGCCACAAGUAAUAACAACAACAACAACAACAGUAACAAUAUGAACAACAAUACGGCCAUACACCCAAAUCCUGCAAUAAAUGCCAUAGUCAACAGCAUUAUGAACUCUGCCAACCAGUACCAGCAGCAGCAGCAGCAGCAACAACAACAGCAGCAUCAGCAACACCAGCAGCAAUCGGGUAACACACAAGGCAACAGCAAUGCUGCAGUGCACGGCGGCAACAACAACAACAACAACAACAACGGCAGCAACACCAGCGCCACAACACUCAAGAACUCCAGCAACGCAUCAAUUUUGAACCUGCUCAACAGUGCUCCAGCUGCCAUGACCAGCACCCCAGUGGCCAGUGGAACGUUCACCGCCUCCACGGGCCAACAGCAACCGCAGACUCUGACGCUUGUGCAGCACCAGCAACAGUCGACUCCCACCACCGCGGAUGCGGCCACAGCCACCUAUGUGCAGACCACGCGUGGAACACCCACGUUGGUGAGUGCCCAGCGGAAGCAGCAGUCCAGCGAGGUGCUGCAGAACUUGCUGAAUGCCAAUCGAAAGAUUGGCAGUGGAGGCACGACCACAACAACGUUCCGCACAAACUCCGCGGGCAAUUUGAUAGCGGUCAAUCUCAACCAGGCCGGGCAGUCGCAUCACCAACAGACGGUCGACGGUGGCCAGACGGUGAGGGUGUCCAUGUCGGCGCUGGCCUCACAGUUGGCCUCGCCGCCGGCUGUGAUGACAAACCCCACCACCAGCUACACAGUGAUCUCGUCGGGCAACAGCGCUGGGGCGGCGGCAGCCUGGAUUCAGAGUCCAACGGGUCCGGUGCAGCAGCGCAUCCUGAGCUCGCUGCGCAGGGACAGCACUACGGCAGCACCGAACGCCAUUGUGGUGGGCAUGGCAGCCCCGUCGCCGGGCAGCGAUUCGAACGCCUCGAAUGCCAGUGGCUUUGCGGUGCCCAACAAUCUGGCGUCCACGUCGAGUGGCGGCGGUGGUGGUGGCGGAGCCCUGUCCGCCCUGCUGACCAACGCGGCCACUCCCUCGCCAUCGGGCUCGGAUCACUCGCAGUCGUCGCAGACGCACCAAAACCAAGCGCUCCUCGAGCGCCUCAGCAAUGUCACCUCCAACGUGUCCGCCGUCUCCAUGCCCCACAUGUCGCCGCAGCAGCCGCCGCCGACGCAGCAGUUCAUCACCAAAACCAUUGUUCACUCGCCCGCCACCUCCUCGAUACACUCGCCCAUGUCUAGUCCGCAUCCGCAGCCCUCUGCCUCGCCGCAGCAACAGCAGCAGCACCAGCAGCAGACAACCGCCACCCUGAAUCUGCAGGGCAUCAAUCUGUCCCAGCUGCAGGGCGCCAUGGCCAAUUUUGCCGGCCUGCAGAAUGUGCAGGUGCAGAUACCCGGCUUCACGCAACCCAUUUCGCUGCAGUUCUCCGGGAACAGUCUGCAGCAGCAGCAGGCGGGGAAUGCGGCCACGGGCGCGGGCACGGCUCAGGGGCAACAGCGAAGUGUCCUGGUCUCGGUGCCGGUUUCCAGCCAGCAACAGCAACUGCCACACACCAUAACACUGCAGACGCAAUCGGCGCAGCACCAUCAGCAGCAGCACCAGCAGACGCAGCAGCAACACGCCCCGCCCACGGGCACCAUUGUGAGCCUGCCGUCGUCCGGACCCGGCACCCAAACGGUGGUGAUUACCAACAACGCCGGCGGAGGAGUUUCGGCGGGAAAUAGCAGCGGUGGAAAUGCAGGCGGCGGAGGAGGAGCCGGAGCCACAACGGCCAUGCUGACCCUACCCAUUGCUCAAAUAGUCGGUGCCGGUGUUCAGAAACUAAAUCCUCAAACAAUACGUACCUCAAAUGUCGGUGGUGGUAUAGGUAUCGCCCAGCAGACGGUCCAGCAGACAGUCCAGCAGCAGCAGCAGACGAUCCAGGCGCAGGCGGGCGGCAACAGCACCGCGUCCAUCCAGCUGCUGGGCACCAUUCAGCCGCGGGCCCGCAACGUCCAGGUGGUGGGCACCAAGCAACUGGCCAACAGGCAGCUCAUCACCACCCAGCGGCAGAUAGGCGGCUCCACGCUCAAGCUGGCCACGACGCCAGUGAAUGCCGGCAAUGUGGUGACCAGCAGCGGCAACCUAAGCACCACGCCAAUUGUGAUGUCGGGGCAGAAGCUGCAGCUAAAGACGGUGAAGGCGCCCGGCGUGCAACAGCAACAGCCACAGCAGCAGCUGCAGCAGCAACAACACCGAAUACUCAACCAGCAGAGCACCUCCACGGUCUCCUCGCAGACACUGCCCAGUCCCAACCAAGUGCAGGUGCAACAGCAGCAGCAGCAGCAGCUGCAGCACAUCCAGAUCGCCGGCAGGGCGACCACCGCCUCGGGAGCCAUCAGCCAGAGGACGCUGACGGCUCUGGCGGCGGCCAAGCAGCAACAGCAACAACAGCAACAGGCUGCGGUCAAUCGACGGCGCUCCACCACCGAUGCGACCAAGUAGACAGGGAUGUGGAUCGACUAAGAGCCGAGGCAUUAGGGCGAACAAGUAAAAGGCUACGCGUUGUGUAUUGCUUGAUAUUAUAGUUUAUGGUUACCUCCUAACUAUCACUACUAUCGUACAUUGUAUACCCACAUAACUAUAUAUGUUUUGAUGUGUAAUCGUAAGUGUAAAUCGCAUGGGCAACAGCAUGGCAGCUCAUAGUUGUGCCACCUAGUUAGGAGAUGGAGCAGGAUCAGCGCCAGCGUUGGCCUGGCCCGGCUCUACCGACUGCGCUUGUGUUAAUUGUGACCCCUUGGCGACGAACGAAUUAGGUGUAGAAGAGAGAGGUCUUAAUAAUAUUUAUCUAGUUGUAUAUACGCAUAUAUAUUACAAUAUAUAUAUGGGAAUUGUUUCAAUAUGUCCUGCGCCCCAAUCGCCAUUUAAACACCCAUCAAUUUGGCCCCAAAACUCCAAUUCGUUAAGUCCUAACACUAGCUCUUUAAGUGUGCUAAUUUUAAGCUGUAAAUCAGGGGAGGAGUCGCCGCAAACAAAAGGAAAGCAAUAAUAUGAGGAGGAAAAAUCAACAAAACACGUAAAUUAAUUGUAAAGAAAUUCUAAUUAUUACGAUUACGUUUAGCUAAGCGAUGAGGAGGAGCCCAUGAACCGGUGCAGGGGUUCAUUUUAGCAAUUACAAAUAUUCAUAUUGUACUAUUAAAAUUAUUAUUGCUAAUUAUUUAAUCGAUUGCUUAGCCUAAGUUCACGAAACGAAGAGAAGAGAUGAGAAAAAACACACACAUUUUAGUUUGUAAUGUACAAUUCGUAGCCUCAAACCAAUUUAGUACUUCCAAUUGCAGAAACGAAACAUUAAAAACGGAAAGCGAAACAAAAUACACAAAAGUCAAAACUUAUUUAAACAAUUUAUUUGUAAUAGCGCAAUGUACAAUGAAACUAGAGAGACAGGAGCAGCUGGAGGAGCUGGGGCAAACGAAAUUGCAAGUGCGGUGCGACGAGUAAUGUGUAAAAAGAUACGCUUUGACUAAACAAGAUUGUUUUCCUUUCAACUGAGCCAGUUUUGUAGAUGGAAAUUAUUUAUUUAAGUAACGAUUUUAUUUAUGUUACUACUCUGCUGUAAUUGUUUAGCAUUGUUUGAUUCAGCCGUACAACUAAACCUCUUCAUAAAGCAAGCAAGAACUAACCUCACCAUUACCCGUAUUCCCUACCCAACACACACUCAAGCAUAAAUUACUCAAUGUUAAUAUUAAAUAAUAAAUGUGAUUUAAGAAGAAUAAACGAAAAAGAAAACAUGGUACUA